Molecule: messenger RNA, 1272 nt
Organism: Zasmidium cellare ATCC 36951
Lineage: Eukaryota; Fungi; Ascomycota; Dothideomycetes; Mycosphaerellales; Mycosphaerellaceae
Exons: 1
Coding region: 1-1272 (423 amino acids)
Cellular component (GO): endomembrane system
Molecular function (GO): acyltransferase activity
Source: RefSeq, a predicted model, not a curated record
AUGGAGGGACUCAAACAGCGAAAGACCGCGGCUCAGUCGGACGAGAAGACGAAUGGCGAUGUAAACAAGACUGCCGACGAGCAUCCUGUGGGCGAGGUCAAACAUGGCAUCGCAAUGCAGUUGCUGCGCAUCGUCUUGUUCACCAUCUACUUCUUCGGCUCUUGUAUCUUCAUACACGGCGCACAACUCCUCUCUAUCCCCCUCUACUGGAUCAACAAGGACUGGUUCUACGCUGCCCGUGCUCUGACCAAACAGUUCUUUGGCCUUCUCAUCACAACCAUGACACAGUGGUGGAGCCCGACCACCGUCCGGGUCAGCGGAGACAAGAGCGUUGCAGAACUAUUGAAACAGGAUGAGAAUGGACUGGUUUCGGUAGACUUUGGCGACCGGGCUGUCUUGAUGGCAAAUCACCAGCUAUACACAGACUGGCUGUACAUGUGGUGGGCCGCAUACACCAAUGUGCAGCCCAUGCAUGGCCAUAUCUAUAUCAUUCUCAAGGCGACGUUGAAAUGGACGCCGUUGAUCGGCCCUGCGAUGCAGCUCUACGGUUUCGUCUUCAUGGCUCGGAACUGGGCGGCAGAUCAGUCACGCAUGCGCGAAAGAUUGGAGAAGCUCAAGACCAGAAGCUCUGGACCUAUGUCUGGUCAGAACGGCAAGCGUCAACUAGAUCCCAUGUGGCUGCUCAUCUAUCCAGAGGGCACCAACUUGUCACGAAACACGCGGGAGGAGUCUGCGGAGUUUUCAGCCAAGUCGGGCAAGGCAGACUACAAGCACCAAAUCAUCCCGCGCACGAAAGGUUUGCAGCUCUGCCUCCAAGAGCUUCGUGACUCGGUCGAAUACGUAUACGACUGUACUAUCGGAUACGAGCCGAUCCCUCCAGGUGGCUUUGGAUCCGAGAUAUACACCCUCCGAUCGGUCUACUUCCAGGGUCGACCGCCUCACAGUGUCAACAUGCACUGGCGGCGAUUCAAAGUCAAGGACCUUCCCAUCGACGACCACGACCAAUUUGCAGAAUGGAUGUUCCAGCAAUGGCGCAUCAAGGACGAUCUUCUCGACGCCUUUUACAAGACUGGCAAGUUCCCGGCGGACAAGAGCGCAGUGCAGAUCGAGGGCGGACCAACCGACAGCUUCAAGACGCCUUACAUCAACACUGAUGUCCGGCCGAGGAAUCCCGUCGAGUUCUUGCAGAUGUUUGUGCCUGUGACCGCUGCCGCCCUGGUUGGAAGGAGCUUGGUGCAAUUGGUGGAUCGUAUCUUUCCACCUAGCAAGUGA